This is a messenger RNA of Astrephomene gubernaculifera, 1289 nucleotides long. The record is from the annotation of a GenBank genome assembly. Lineage: Eukaryota; Viridiplantae; Chlorophyta; Chlorophyceae; Chlamydomonadales; Astrephomenaceae.
AAUAGAGCUGCACAACUCAAUGCAGUGAAAGUUAUGGGGCCCGAACACCUAUCGAUGACGUGACUGACAAGCAGGCAACACUUUCCUUGGGAAAUUGCAACGCGACCUGUACGCUAACCAAAAGGACCUAUAAGAUCUGUUAUUAGAUACUAGUUAGCCCUUGUUACAAGGCACGGGGGCGCCUAGGAGCCGAGGCGCCCCUGAGGGGGACCAACCAUGAUAUCGCAAUUUUACAUUCUGUCACCACGCGGCGAUGUGAUCAUUAGGAAGGAUUAUCUUGGCGACGUGCCGCGCACAUCGUCGGAGACAUUCUUUAGAAAUGCGAAGUUUUGGAAGGAAGGCGAUGGCGAGGCUCCACCAGUAUUCAACGUGGACGGGGUCACCUACCUGCACAUCAAGGAAGGUGGCGUGCAGCUUGUAGCUACAACUCGGGCAAACCUCUCCCCCUCCUUUGUGCUGGAGUUUCUUCGGCGCAUCUGCACGAUCGUCAAGGACUACUGCGGCUUCCUUAGCGAGGAUGCAAUCCGGAAGAACGUGGUGCUGGUGUACGAGCUGUUAGACGAGGUGGUGGACUACGGCUUCCCUCAAAACACAGCCACCGAGGCGCUUAAGCAGUUUGUCGUGAACGAGCCGACGGUUGUAGCCCCAGCAUACUACCAGGCCAAGCCGCUGUUCAGCCUUAGCAAGGGUCCAACCGGGGUGUUUAAAAGCGUUCUGGAGACAACGCGCACGGAUGGGAAGCGCCGCGAUGAAAUCUUUGUAGAUGUGGUGGAGCGCAUUACAUGCACCUUCAACGCCAGCGGCUACAUCGCCUCCGCGCAAGUGGACGGUGCCGUACAAAUCAAGAGCUACCUGGCCGGCAACCCGCCCAUCAAGAUCAAGCUCAACGACGACCUCCUCAUCGGUAAACGAGAUGCGCCGUACGGCGUAUCCGACAGCAGCUCCAACGGUCACAUGGUCGUUCUGGACGACUGCAACUUCCAUGAAGUCGCAAAUCUGGACUCCUUUGACGUGGACCGCACCAUCUCCCUGGUUCCGCCCGACGGCGAGUUUGCGCUCAUGAACUACCGCACCAGCCAUGGCUUCAAGCCGCCCUUCCGCCUGCAAGCCAGCGUUGAGCGCGACCCAAACUCCGAUGUGAAGGCCAACCUGACGCUGCGGCUGUGGUGCGAGGUACCGUCCGACAAGGCGGCCAGCGGGCUGGAGGUGGAGGUACCCACACCGCGCUACGUGCAGCGAGUGCACUGCGACCUGGAGAGCAGCUCGGCGGGUGGUGGCGCAGGAGGAGG